Trifolium pratense (red clover) is the source of this 3116-nucleotide messenger RNA. RefSeq lists its product as uncharacterized. Bases 152 to 2743 code for a protein of 863 amino acids. NCBI's taxonomy places the organism in Eukaryota, Viridiplantae, Streptophyta, Magnoliopsida, Fabales, Fabaceae. Gene Ontology annotation, biological process: rRNA processing. The transcript is spliced from 11 exons. The record is from RefSeq and is a predicted model, not a curated record. Gene Ontology annotation, cellular component: small-subunit processome; nucleolus.
AUACAGUAAUUUCAUCUUCUUGUUUUUUUAUUUAUUUUAUUUUUUUAUAAACAGGUUAUAAUUUCUUUCGUUGGCGUUAUCAAAACCUAACGGCGCUGCUACUUCUCCAACUCUGCACUGUUGAGUUGAGCUGUUACCACUUUCAUCAACCAUGGCUGAGAAGAAGCGGAAAGAGAGAGCCGACACCAGCCGCAACCGUAACACCGGAAAAAAGAAAUCGAAGAAGGAUUCAGGCCGCAAAAAAACCGGUCCUCAUUUACCUUCAUCACUGAAAAAAGAAAUCGAACGCUUAAACCCUAACCCUAUCGAUGUCGAUGAAAUCGACAGUGACGUAUACGAAUACGAAGAAGAAUUACCUGAAGAAGAAUCAAGGAAGAAUAAGCGAUACGAUCCUGUAGCUGUCAAUGAUGACGUUAACUUUUCUUCUGAUUUCGAGGACGAGAAUGUACAAUCGGACGACGAAAAUGAUGACGAAAUCGACACUAUUUUCGAAGGAAUCACCGAUAAUAAUAAGAAGGUGAUGGUGAAGAAUGAUGUUAUUCCAGAGCUAUAUCCUGAGUCUGAAUAUAAUCCUAGUCGUGAUGUUGUGGAAGGCGAUGGACGCGUUAGCAUCGAGGAUCUUCUUAAUCCUCUUAGUGAAGAACCUGAAUUUGCAAAACUUAGGAAGAGAAAUCAACUAAUUGAGAAACAUGCUAGAACUGUUUAUGCACCACUUCCGAAGGCAGAGCAAGCGAAGGUUGAUAGGAAGGUAGCAUAUGAAAUAACAAAGAAAGAAGUCACAAAGUGGCAACCUAUUAUUCAGAAAAACAGAGAGGCACCUACUAUAUUCUUUGAUGAGAAUACAGAUCUUGGGUUUUCAACUAUAGGAGCAAUAGCUUCUGAAUUUGAACCCAGGACUGAAUUUGAGAAGAAAAUGGCUGCACUGGUUCAUAAUGACAAAGUUAUUGAAGCUCAUAACAAGGAUGGUUCUAGGCUUCUUGAAUUAAACAAGAUUUCUAUCGAAGAUGAGAAGGAAAGGCAAAACCGGAUGGCUAAAAUGCGAAGCCUUCUUUUUCGUCAUGAAAUAAAGUUCAAGCAUGUGAAAAAGAUAAAGUCCAGAACAUUUCAUCGUUUGUUAAAGAAAGAUAAAUUGAAGGCAUUGUCUUCUCAAUUGGAAAUGGAUCCUGAAGCUGCUAAUGAAUAUGCUUUGAAACAAGAACGCCAGAGGGUGGAGGAACGCAUGACUCUGAAACACAAACACAACAGUAAGUGGCUUCAACGUAACAAGCAACGUGGUUUAGAUAAGCAGGAUGAAGGAACUCGUGCUGCCGUGAUUGAACAUUUUCAAAGACAUGAUGAACUGACUAGAAAAAUCAAUACUAUGGACAGUAGCAGCAGCAGCAGUGAUGAUAGCAGUGAUGAAGAUGAUGAUGAUAUUACUGCUGAUUCUGAUCCGGAUAAGGAUAACAAGAUUUUGCGAAAAGCAAAACAAAAGACACUAGAAGUGUUGGAGGAAGAUGAUGAAAUUCCCACAUCAGGAUUGCUAUCUUUACCUUUUAUGAGGCGUGGAUUGGAGAAAAGAAAAGAGGCAACUAUUGAUGAAGUCAACCUAACUCUUCAUGAAUUUGAAGAUUCCAUGAAGAAGCCGGAGGAUUCUGGCGGCUCAGAAGAUCCAAAAGUAGCAUCUACCAGUGGCAGAAGAGUAUUUGGAACGGCUAAAGCCCAGACAAUUGAUGCUUCUAGUAAGGUGAAAUUAGAUAAAUUUUACGAUAACAGUGACGGUGAGGAUGAAUUGGAGGCCAGCAAAAGUGGGAACAAUGAGAAUGGGGGAAGUGAUCUUCUGCAGAAGGAUGUCAUCAAUGAUUCGGUUUUAAAUCAAGAGGAUUUAGAUACUCGCAAAGAAUCUGUUUUUAAGAACUUUGAUGAAGUUGUAAAAAACCCUGGGCCAAAAACUACAUACGAAGUUUCCAUAUUUGCCUCAAAUACAUGGAAAAAGGCAAAAAACACAAAUAAUGUAGACACAGACAUCAAGAAGUCUCCAAAGUUUACAGGGCCUGUUAGGCACAAUGUGAAGAACACUGAAAGCGAUCAAUUGGGAGAGCAGAGCGAUACGGAUGAUGAAGGACAGAUGGUGGAUGGAAUUCUGACUUCUGCAUCUAAACCAUCUUAUAAACUUCCAUCUCAAGAGGAGCUCAUUGCACAAACUUUUGCUGGGGAUGAUGUAGAAGGUGAUUUUGAAAAUGAUAAGCAGGCGAUCCUCAAUGAAGAAAAUCCUGAGCCAGAAACGCCCCAAGAUCUUCCUGGUUGGGGAAACUGGACUAAUGUACAGAAAAAGAUUGGUUUACCACCCCGGAUGGUCAAAGAACAUGAAGUUGCCGUGAGAAAAAGGGAAGACAGACUGAAUAUGAGAAAGGAUGCUAAGCUUACACAUGUGAUUAUCUCCGAAAAACCAAGCAAGAAGGCUGAGAAACUCUAUACAAAAACCGUGCCCUAUCCUUACCCUUCCAAAGAGAUGUUUGAUCAGAUUAAUCGUACGCCCGUUGGACCAGAUUUUAACCCGACAACUACAGUUGGAGCUCUUAUUCGGCCUGAAGUGGUGAAGAAACCAGGUGUUAUUAUAAAACCAGUAGAGUUUGAGGAAGUGAAUCCUCAUGGUAAACCAGUGCAACAAAGUGUUAAGCACAAGUUGAAGAAAACAAAAGGCAAUGAUAGCCUAGCCGUAAAAAAAUCGAAGUUCAAGGGAAAAAGAUCAGCGGGAAAGUGAAUUACGAUUCUGAUCCAGUUCUAGAAAUAUUCACCAUUUUCAGUCUAUUCUUUGCAAAGAACAACUUUGGAGAUUGAAAGAAGAGUAAAAACAAAUUUUAGCAGGCGGAAGCUUAUGUCAUCCAAGAGAAAUAAUAGAACGAGGGAGGGUUGCUUCCCUUGGUGUAUUAGUAUUCACAGGUUAAAUUAUUGAUUUUAUUGUUUUUAAAUUUAAAAAUGUUAUUUUAUUUCCCUAUUUGUUAUGUUUAAGCUGUUAAGGUAGUGGCAAAGAAUCUAAUACUGGCAUACUGCGACAGAUUUCUUAUUUUGUAGUUGUAUCAGAUACUUUUUAUAUUUUAUAUAUGAAGCUGUGAGAUCUCAUGUUUGUUUUUCAA